AUGGGAGACAACACUUACAUUUCUAGUCUUGAACUUAUGAUCUCAACAUGGCUUCUUGCUGUGAGCUUUGCACUAACUGCAGAUUCAUUCUCUCGAGUGGUAGUACGAAAAAUCAUUGGCAGACAAUAUUAUUGGCUUCUUUAUCCCGUAAAUAUCGCAAUACUUAUGUGCGAAGUAGUCUCACUUUUUCAAAUUAGAGCAAGUUUAAUAUGUUCAAGUAUCGCAACCCCUUCAACUCUUGAUUGUGAGAAAACA
Molecule: messenger RNA, 255 nt
Organism: Entrophospora candida
Lineage: Eukaryota; Fungi; Glomeromycota; Glomeromycetes; Entrophosporales; Entrophosporaceae
Source: the annotation of a GenBank genome assembly